AUGCCUCCCAUACGCCUAGCACUGAUCGGACUCUCCCAGUCAGCCAAGACCUCAUGGGCCAGCGAAGGACACCUCCCAUACCUGCUUUCCGAGCGCGGCAGAGAGAGAUACAGGAUCCUAGCUCUGCUCAACUCGAGUGAGGAAGCUGCAAAACGAGCAGUUGAAGGUUACGGCCUGGAAUCCACCGUCAAAGCUUACGGAUCCCCGGAACAACUAGCUGCAGACCCGGAUGUCGAUCUAGUUGUCUGCACAACACGGGUUGAUGUGCACUACAGCACUAUCGAGCCGAGCGUGAAGGCAGGCAAGGCCGUCUUCGUCGAAUGGCCUCUGGCGGAGAAUGUUCGUCGGGCGUCUGAACUUGCUACGCAGGCGGAGAAGAGUGGCUCGAAGACUCUGGUUGGGCUUCAAGCUCGGGUCGCUCCUGCUACGUUGAAAGUGAAGGAGCUGGUGCAGAGCGGUGCUGUUGGGAAAGUGGUUAGCAGUGAUGUUCAGGCGUACACCUCUCGUGGUGGAGGGAAUAGUAUCUCGGAGGGUCUGGCGUAUUUUCUGGACAAGAGUGUUGGAGGAAACCCGGUGACGAUUGCCUUUGGGCAUAUGAUUGACUUUGUUCACUCUGUCCUCGGCGAGUAUGAGACGUCGAAUGCACACCUCCAGAUCCAACGGCCAGAACAGACCAUCAUCCGCGAAGACGGCACAGAAGGACCAACGCGCUCCAAUGUGCCUGAUCUAGUAUCAGUCCACGGCACACUCCAGAAGUCGUCCAGCGUUGCGGACGGAGCAUCUCUCCUUGUCAAAUUCUUGACCGGCCCACCCUUUCCCGGCUCCUCACCCUUCACCUGGACCAUCACCGGCUCAAAAGGACGGAUCCAGAUGUCGAACGAGCGAGGCCCGUUCAUCCAGUCCGAGGGCAGCGCGUACCCUAUUCCGAUUCAGUUGGAGGACUUCUCGACCGGCGAGGUAAAGGAGGUCUCUUGGGAGUGGGAUGAAUGGCAAGAGGCUCUGCCACCGAGGGGGAGGAACAUUGCGAAGAUGUAUGAUCUUUAUGCUGAAGGGAGGGCUGAGGAGGUUGGGGUUGCGGAUUUUGAGGCGGCUGUUGUGAGGCAUCGGGGGUUGGAUGGGAUGCUUUGGUCAGAUGUGGACUUACCGUAG
Molecule: messenger RNA, 1149 nt
Organism: Saxophila tyrrhenica
Lineage: Eukaryota; Fungi; Ascomycota; Dothideomycetes; Mycosphaerellales; Extremaceae
Exons: 2
Coding region: 1-1149 (382 amino acids)
Molecular function (GO): nucleotide binding
Source: RefSeq, a predicted model, not a curated record